Polyodon spathula (Mississippi paddlefish) is the source of this 6852-nucleotide messenger RNA. RefSeq names its product SRC kinase signaling inhibitor 1-like. Gene Ontology annotation, biological process: regulation of dendritic spine morphogenesis. NCBI's taxonomy places the organism in Eukaryota, Metazoa, Chordata, Actinopteri, Acipenseriformes, Polyodontidae. Gene Ontology annotation, cellular component: postsynaptic density; actin cytoskeleton; cytoplasm. The record is from RefSeq and is a predicted model, not a curated record.
GUCUCUAACCACCUCUCUCUCUCAGAGCCGCUUCAGUUGGAAUGUAUGGGAGCGGAGCAGCUGACUCCUUAUAAUAGCGCUACAGCAUAGAACAGCGAUACAGCAUAGAACAACGAUACAGCAUACAACAGAGAUACAGCAUACAACAGCAAUACAGCGAUACGGCAUAGAACAACGAUACAGCAUACAACAGCGAUACAGCAUAGAACAGCGAUACAGCAUACAACAGCGAUACAGCAUACAACAGCGAUACAGCAUACAACAGAGAUACAGCGAUACGGCAUAGAACAGUGAUACAGCAUAGAACAGCAAUACAGUAUAGAACAGCGAUACAGCAUAGAACAGCGAUACAGCAUACAACAACGAUACAGCAUAGAACAGCAAUACAGCAUAGAACAGAGACACAGCGAUACGGCAUAGAACAGUGAUACAGCAUAGAACAGCAAUACAGCAUAGAACAGCAAUACAACACAGAACAGUGAUACAGCACGGAACAGUGAUUCAGCCACAGUCACAGCCGGCCAACAGCAACGCAAGAGCACUGACACACUGUACCUUUAAGAGAGAGAGAGAGCGAGAGAGACAGACAGGGAGAGAGAGAGAUGGGGGUAGAGAGCAAGAGCGAGAAGAGAGGUAGAGAGAAAGAGAGAGAAGGAGAACACAUUAAUCUAUCAUGAGCAUUUUUUUCCCCAUUCAUUCUUAGCUGUGCAGAGCAUCACUCCUGCAUACACACACACACACACACACAGACACAGUUAUCCACAAACACGCUAAGCUACGACACUGAAACGUCUUUGGGUCUAAAUGCGAGGAGUGGAGCUGAGACUUGUAAGGAAGUAAGGAAGGAAGGAAGGGAAGAAGAAGAAGAAGAAGAAGAAGAAGAAGAAGAAGAAGAAGAAGAAACUCACAGCAAAGACAAGUGGGUCCAGGUUCACAAUGGGCAAUGCAUCUUCACAAGACCCUGAGCGUCACGGCGCACACAUGAUCUCGACGGAUGACGCUGAGUAUCCGCGGGAGUUCCGGACACUGGGAAACGGGGGGGCGGCGAGGCGCUUCUCCAACGUGGGGCUUGUGCACACAUCCGAGCGACGGCACACGGUCAUCGCAGCGCAGAGCCUUGAGGCGCUCAGCGGCCUGCCCAAGAGAGACGCCUUCCUCGACCACCUGAAGAACAAGUACCCUCCCCACCACUCCCCCCACCACUCCUUGCCCUCCCUCCCACACCAGGGCUCGCCGCAGCACGCACAGCACUCGCCAGCAGGGGGCAUGAGGGGCCAGCAGGACAGGGUGCGAGAGCAGCUUCAGCAGGCCCGCAGCCCCAGGCACUCCCAGAGCACUCAGUCUGGGCUGGCGGACCAGGCCAGUAAGCUCUCCUUUGCCUCAGCUGAAUCCCUGGAGACCAUGUCUGAGGCCGACAUUCCCAUCGGCUUCAACCGAAUGAACCGGCUCCGACAGAGCCUGCCACUCUCCCGAUCCACUAGCCAGACCAAGCUGAGGAGCCCGGGUGUGCUGUUCCUGCAGUUCGGGGAUGAGACGAGGCGCGUGCACAUCACCCAUGAGCUGAGCAGUGCGGACACGCUCCACGCCCUCAUCGUCCACAUGUUUCCGCAGAAGCUGACCACGGGCAUGUUGAAGAGCGCUAACACGGCCAUCCUGAUCAAGGAUGAGGCACGCAACGUCUUCUACGAGCUGGAGGAUGUGCGCGACAUCCAAGACCGCAGUGUCAUCAAGAUCUUCCGCAAGGAGCCACUGUACGCCUCGUACCCGGGCUCGCACCUCGCCAACGGGGACCUGCGGAGAGAAAUGGUGUACACCUCCCGUGACUCCUCCCCAACCCGACGCCUCAACAGCCUCUCCCCCUCCCCUCACCAGGGGAGGGGGGGGGAGGGGAGUGGAAAGGAGGAGGGGAGGGUGGAGGAGGCUCCUCCUCCCCGUCCUCCCCGCCGGGGCGAGGGCGGAGAGGAUGUGACCCCCGCCGUCGUCGUCGUCGUCCGGUGGGAGGAUGCGACCGGGGAGGGUGAGACCGUGGGCGUAGUGGUGGUGACCCCCUCCCCGAGCGCCAUCCUGGAGCGCCGGGACGUGAAACCGGACGAGGAGCUGUCAGGUCGAGGGGUGCUGCUGAAGAGUGAGGGUCUGUAUGCGGACUCCUAUGGGCAAGUGCAUGAGGGCCGGCUCAGCAUCGCCUCCACGCAGUCCCUGGCUGCCAUGGGGGACCCCUUCACCUACCCCAUCUCCAGUGGGCUGUACAGGAGGGGCUCGGUGCGCUCCCUCAGCACCUACUCCGCUGCUGCCCUGCAGGGGGAGCUGGAAGACACGCUGUACAAGCCGGGGGGGCCCCUGUACCCCGAUACUUAUGCCCCCAGUUCUUCCAUCGGGAUUGGGUUCCGUGUACCCCACUCCUCCUCCUCGCCCCAGAAGAUACCGGACGGGGUGCAGCUGAGGGACAGGGGGGACCCCUCCUCCUCCCCCUACUCCGGGUCCCCCAGUCGUGCCUCCCCGGUCCGCCAGUCUUUCAGGAAGGACUCUGCCUCGUCCUCCGUGUUCGUGGAGAGCCCCAAGUCCCGCAGCGGCAGCGCCUCGGAUCCCCUGGUUCUGUCAGGGGGAGGGGGCGUGGAGGCGGGGAGGCGCAGCUCUUCGGGGUAUGGGUCCCCCCUGCCUGCCAACGGGAGUGAGACAAGAGAGAGAAUGGAAGCGAUGGAGAAGCAGAUAGCCAGCCUGACGGGCCUGGUGCAGAGCGUGCUGACCCGAGGCCCGGACAGCGACUCCAAUGAGAAGACGGAUUCCACCAGCGAGGGUUCGGGGACUGGCACUCUCACCCCCUCCUCCUGCAGUGCCAUGGUGAUGCCCACCCCCCCCCCCCCGCCCCCCCCCCGCUCCGCAGCUCCGCCGCAGCCCAACUCAGUCAUGCGCCUGCAGAUGCAGCUGCACCUACAUGGCCUGCAGCAGAAUGCCAGCAACCUGCGAGAUCAGCUCAGCCAUCUGCGAAAGAUGCAGCUCCAGAACCAGGACUCCGUGCGGACCAUGCUGAAGCGCACAGAGACGGAGAUCAGCGUGCGCUUGACAGAUGCCCUGCGCAAGCAGGAGGAUCCACUUCAGAGACAGCGCACCCUGGUGGAGGAGGAGAGACUCAAGUACCUGAACGAGGAGGAGUUGAUUAUACAGCAGCUGCAUGACCUGGAGAAGUCAGUGGAUGAGAUCCAGAAGGACUCCUCAGUGAAUCACAGGCUGGUCACCGUGCAGGAGCUGGAGGAGAAAGCGCUGGUGCUGCGCAAACUGGGCGAGACGUUAACGGAGCUCAAGAGUCAGUUCCCUAGCCUGCAGAGUAAGAUGCGUGUGGUGCUGAGGGUGGAGGUGGAGGCAGUAAAGUUCCUGAAAGAGGAGCCUCAGAGACUGGACGCCCUGCUGAAGCGCUGCAAGAAUGUCACAGACUCACUGACCAACCUGCGAAGGCAGGUUAACGAGGGAAUCUGGAAAAGCCAUGAAGACCUGGCUAAUCAAUCCCCAAAACUCAUGGAAAAUUUUGGCAAGAACUCAGACUUCCACAUUCCCACCAGCCCACCCCUAAACUUCCAUGAGCUGGGAGGAGUGGGGGGGGGGGGCAUGUCGAGUCUCUCCUCCUGGCAAUCCCACAGUGCCUCUGGGCUGGGCUCCCAGAAUUCCCCUGCCCACUCGCAGAGCUCUCAGACAGUACCAGUCAAGAACAGAGUGCUGGAUGAGCUUGGGGGCCGGAGGACAGUGGACAAGUCUGUCUCUGUGGAGGCUGCGGAGAGGGACUGGGAGGAGAAGCGAGCCAGUCUGACCCAGUACAGCACUCAGGAUAUCAACCGGCUGCUGGAGGAGACGCAGGCUGAGCUCAUGAAGGCCAUUCCCGACCUCGACUUUGUUGCCAAGCAACAGAAGCAGUCCGGGGGUCAGGGUAGCCAGGGUGGGCCAGUUACUGCGGUGACUGCGCAAAGCGCCAGCGGCAAUGCCAGCCCCACCCCCGAACACCGGCCUGGCAAACCACAACACCCUGCCCAGAAACUGAACACAAAAACAGAACACAGUGUGCGCAGGGGAUCGGAGGUGCCUCAGCCUCCAAGUCUCCGGGGGGGCGGGGGGGCGGCAUCGAUUCCCUCCUCCCACGGGCUCACUACCACACGCAGUGGCGAUGUCAUCGUCACCAGCAAAAGCAUGAAGAAGGCGGACUCAGAGGAGACAGAGUCGUUGCCGAAGCCCCAGGUGAAGCUGCGGAGGAGCGUGUCCGAGGCGCCCCGGCCAGCCUCCACCCCACCCAUCAUCGCAUCGGGGGUGCGAGACGAGGACGAUGAGGACAGGAUCAUCGCAGAGCUUGAGGUGUUUCAGAGAGCCCCUAAACCCACAAACACCAGCUCCGCCCCCCCCAGCCUGGCUGAUCCUUCACCCCGCCCUAAACCCUGGCCUCUGGGGGCCACCGUAGCGAAAGCAGCACCAGGACGGAAGCGGUUGACCUCUGUAACCCUCAACCCCGGUGGCCCAACUCCUGACUGGGAAGGUCACUCAGAGUUCAUCACGGGGGUCACUGCAUCACAUGAUCAGGAAGUAGACCCCAUUGCUUCCCAGGAAGAGGAAGUUCAUGUCUCUCGUCCUGUCUCAGAUCCUCCUCUCUAUCCGGUCCCCCAGAUUGUGCUUACCCACUGGGUUUCUGCCCCCACCUCGCCGACAGAGAGCAGGGUGUUUGAACUGGAGCGCGAGCUUCCGUGUACGAUAGACCAGUCAGACCAGUUACACCAGCAGCAAGGAGCCUGGAGACCAGUGAACGCAACACAGAAGGGCUGCCCAGAUAGCAAAGCUCAAAGACGAGAGACAACUGCUGCUAGCUUAGAGUCAGAGACACACACAGAGACACACAUGGGAUCAGAGAAGCCAGGUUUGAAUUCGCAAAUCCCCGGGAGUUUGGAAUAUUUGACGAUGCUGGAAAAUAAAUCCUUAGAAACAUUACGAUCAAUGCAGUCUUUUGAAAUUUCACAAACUUACGACAUUUUUGAAAUUUACGAAACUUACAAAACUUUAGACGGAACCCAAGGUUCCCUUGGCCGUACCGAACCCCAUAACAUCUCCCAGGAGUACGGCUUGGAACCCCAGGGAAAAGCUUCGGAAGGGCAAGAAAAGCCGAGGCCUCUCGUUUUGAGAAUCCAGGAGUCGUUCGAGAGGGGAGAAGAGGAGGGGGAGGAGGUGAAGGAGAGCAUCUCUUUCCUGAUCACAGAGACUCGGAUCCAGGCACUCCCUAUGAGCGAGGCAUGGGAAACGGCGAGGGAGCUGGGGGAGGAGGUGCAGACUGUCACUGCAUGGGGCAAGGAGGUGGGGGUACCCCACAGCGAGGAGGGGGGGCAGGGGCUGUCCUUGGGAGCUGGGCACCUCUCUGGGGUGAUGGAGGAGCGGGGAGCGGGGGGAGGGGAGUCUGGGCAGUCUGAGGAGCUCGGGAGCGAAACUGUCUCCAAUUCUGGGGUCGAGAAGGGGUCGGCAAGUUUGGGGGGGUGCAGCCAACUCCGGAAGCCAGUUCCAAAGCCACGAUCUGCUUUGGGGUCACAAACUAGCCAGCCUCGCGAUGACAGCAGCAGCAGUGCACACGCCAGGAUAGGGUUCCCCGAACAGCAGUGGGACGCCCUGAGGCAAGUCAGCGAGUCUAGGUCCGAGACAGCCCAGAGGACCCUGGAGCUGGCUCUCUGCGACCGAGGGGGGGACCCCCAAACGCCCCAGGAUCCAGACUCGGCAGAUGAGCUGGAUCGGGAUCGGAACCAGGACCGGGUUGCGGACGAGGCCCAGUCUGGAGGGAUCACCAGGGACACCUACAGGAAACUGGACAGCUUGGAAGAGACCAUCCGCGAGCUGGAGAACAGCAUCCAGGAGAUCAGUCGACAUCCCUCUGCAGGGUACCUGUUCUCCAGGGAGUUCCUGGGAAAACUGGGGGAUGAGGAGGCCUCAGAUGGAUCAGGAAGCCCAGUGCUGAGCCCAGGGUGUUCAGACCAGCAGGGGAGCAGGAGUGGGAGUGAGGGACUGCCAUUGCCCACCAGGAUUAAACCUCCCCUUCCUCCCAAGCCUGCCGCUCUCCAGGCUGGUGCCCAACAGACCAGUGGGUCCUCCUCCACCACUAGGGGGCACUCAGCAGCCUCCAGACUGAAGCACAUUCAGCAGAGCAGUCCGGAGAAGAGCAAGCAGAGCAGGACCCGAGAGGAGUGCGGGAGACUGCAGGGCCAGCAGCAGUACCCAGAGUGGGUGUCCACUCUCCAUAGGCCACAGGUCAAGGCCCAUGGAUUCAGCAAAGCGUUCUUGGAGCCUCAGCAGCCCUCGUCUGCCAUGUCUGUGAGUUUCUGUGACGGCAGCGCCGUGUUCGCACCCCCAGGACUGCGGCUCCUCCUCUUCUCUCCCCUCCUCCCGUCGCCCCCCCCUCCUCGAGCCAGGCCAGGGCUCUGCUCUCCAGCCUCUCUGCUGAGGCACUGCUCUCCUCCAGCUUCAGACAGCGGCUGGUAAGGGAGCCCCAUGCCUCCUCCACCUCGCUUCCCCUGCCCAAAGGCCAGCCGGCAGCCUCCUCUCCCCCCGCCGCCCUGAAGGGACCCCUCUCCUCCCUCUCCCUCUCUCUCUCCUCGCUUGCACUCAAGUACCCCGCACUCAACAGCUUCAAGGAGAUGGGGGCCAGCAAGGCCCUUCCCAAGACGGUCAGCCACGGAGCCACGCAGUGACACGGCCAUGCGGCAAACACAAGCGAGAGAGGGAAAUACAAACAACCACGGAGCCAUGCAGUGACACGGCCAUGCGGCAAACACAAGCGAGAGAGGGAAAUACAAACAACCACGGAGCCACGCAGUGACACGGCUAAGCAAGGAAACAACCACG